Arabidopsis arenosa is the source of this 2264-nucleotide messenger RNA. NCBI's taxonomy places the organism in Eukaryota, Viridiplantae, Streptophyta, Magnoliopsida, Brassicales, Brassicaceae. The record is from the annotation of a GenBank genome assembly.
AAAUGGUCAUUUGAUAAUCAUCUUCAACCUGAGACCUGCGAUUUUUCAGAACCCUAGCUUUGGCAGAAGAUUUUUCAACAUCAAACAUCAUUUCUCCGAUUUGGGUAUAUUCUCGCGGUGGCUCAUGUAUCUGAAAGAAGGAUGUUCGUUGCUAUUGAAAGUUCAAAAACCCUUAAUCCCAUUUGUCCUCAACACCAAUCUCAAUGUGAAUCUCCUCACAGAAUCUCCAAACCACGCAGAGAUCAAAGAAUCAGCAGUGUUAAAGAGACUGAGACAAGAGUCAUGUGUUCCCUUAGCUUUGCAUUUCUUCAAAUCCAUUGCCAAUUCAAAUCUUUUCAAGCACACGCCUUUAACAUUCGAGGUAAUGAUUAGAAAGCUUGCAAUGGAUGGUCAGGUUGAUAGUGUUCAGUAUCUUUUGCAGCAAAUGAAACUUCAAGGUUUUCAUUGUUCUGAAGAUUUGUUUAUCAGUGUUAUUAGUGUAUAUAGACAAGUGGGUUUAGCUGAAAGAGCUGUGGAGAUGUUUUAUAGGAUUAAGGAAUUUGGUUGUGAUCCUUCCGUGAAGAUAUAUAAUCAUGUUUUGGAUACUUUACUUGGUGAGAAUAGGAUUCAGAUGAUUUAUACGGUUUAUAGAGAUAUGAAGAGAGAUGGGUUUGAGCCUAAUGUGUUUACGUAUAAUGUUCUUCUUAAGGCGUUGUGUAAGAAUAAUAAGGUAGAUGGUGCGAAGAAGUUGCUGGUUGAGAUGUCGAAUAAAGGGUGUUGUCCUGAUGCUGUGAGUUAUACCACGGUGAUCUCGUCGAUGUGUGAGGUUGGUAUGGUGAAGGAAGGUAGGGAACUUGCGGAAAGAUUUGAACCUGUUGUGAGUGUUUAUAAUGCUUUGAUUAAUGGGUUAUGCAAAGAGCGUGAUUACAAAGGGGGGUUUGAAUUGAUGAGUGAAAUGGUGGAGAAGGGAAUAUCUCCUAAUGUUAUCUCGUACUCUACACUUAUCAAUGUGCUUUGUAAUUCUGGUCAAAUUGAGCUUGCUUUCUCGCUUCUGGCUCAGAUGUUGAAACGAGGGUGUCAUCCAAAUGUCCAUACAUUGAGUUCUCUUGUGAAGGGUUGUUUUGUAAGAGGUACGACCUUCGAUGCUCUAGACAUGUGGAACCAGAUGAUCAGAGGAUUUGGGUUACAGCCGAACGUUGUAGCGUAUAAUACUUUGGUACAAGGAUUUUGUUCCCAUGGGAAUAUAGACAAGGCUGUGUCUGUCUUUUUACACAUGGAAGAAAUCGGAUGUUCUCCAAACAUCAGAACCUAUGGCUCACUUAUCAACGGCUUUACCAAAAGAGGUAGCCUCGAGGGCGCAGUUUAUAUAUGGAAUAAGAUGCUAACUAGUGGAUGCUGCCCAAAUGUUGUGGUGUAUACGAGCAUGGUGGAAGCUCUUUGUAGACACUCCAAGUUUAAAGAAGCUGAAUCUCUUAUAGAAAUUAUGUCCAAAGAAAACUGUGCUCCUUCUGUGCCAACGUUUAACGCAUUUAUCAAAGGUUUAUGCGAUGCAGGGAGGCUUGACUGGGCUGAGAAAGUGUUUAGACAAAUGGAGCAGCAAUACAGAUGUCCUCCCAACAUUGUAACAUACAACGAGUUACUGGAUGGGCUCGCAAAGGCAAACCGAAUAGAAGAAGCUUAUGGUCUUACCCGAGAGAUCUUCAUGAGAGGUGUGGAAUGGAGCUCAUCGACUUACAACACGCUUUUACAUGGAUCAUGCAAUGCAGGUCUCCCGGGGAUAGCUCUGCAGCUAGUAGGAAAAAUGAUGGUCGAUGGUAAAUCUCCGGAUGAGAUAACAAUGAAUAUGAUAAUAUUAGCAUAUUGCAAACAAGGAAAAGCUGAGAGGGCAGUCCAGAUGUUGGAUCUAGUUUCAUGUGGAGGAAGAAAGUGGCGGCCUGAUGUUAUCUCUUACACAAACGUGAUUUGGGGUCUAUGUAGAUCUAAUUGUAAGGAGGAUGGAGUGAUUCUUCUUGAGAGGAUGAUAAGUGAAGGGAUCGUCCCAAGUAUUGCUACAUGGAGUGUAUUGGUUAAUUGUUUUAUUCUCGAUGACAUCUUGAGCCCAUGAUCAUUCUACCAUAUAGCAAAUCAAACUUGUUCAAUUUUGUUGUGAAGCCAUUUGCUUCUCUGUAUGAAUAGAAGAAGCAUCAACUCCGGUAGAUAUAUAGAAAUCUUGUGAUCAGAUGGAAGCUUCGCUUGUGGGUCUGCACUGAACCCUUGAAGAACUCAAAGAAAACAUUUUAAUCCUU